UUAAAGCCAUGACGGCUAUCCCACAAUCCAUCUCCAUCCGCCAUCUUUGUAUUAUUUCUAAUUUAUUUUAUGUCAAGCCAUUGAUGAAGAUAUUUUCUCUGGAGUCUCCUUCUUCCCGCUCCCGAUGUGACCGAGCAUGUCUCGCCGCAAGCAAGGCAACCCUCAGCACUUGAGUAAACGGGAAUUUUCACCUGAUUCCCUGGAAGCCAUUCUCUCAGAUGAAGAGGAGGAGCAUGGCACCUUGGGAGCUCCUGAGGGUGACCACGAUCUCCUUACCUGCGGCCAGUGUCAGAUGAAUUUCCCAUUGGGGGACAUUCUAAUCUUUAUUGAGCACAAAAGGAAGCAAUGCAAUGGCGGCCUCUGCUUGGACAAAGCUGUGGAUAAGCCUCCGUCACCUUCUCCCAGUGAGCUGAAAAAGGCAUCCACACCUGUCGAAGUUGGCAUACAGGUCACACCAGAUGAUGAUGAUUGCCUGUCUACAUCUUCCAAAGGAGUUUGCCCUAAACAGGAAAGCACAGCAGCAG
This is a messenger RNA of Rhincodon typus (whale shark), 524 nucleotides long. RefSeq names its product B-cell lymphoma/leukemia 11A-like. Gene Ontology annotation, cellular component: nucleus. The transcript is spliced from 2 exons. Gene Ontology annotation, molecular function: DNA-binding transcription factor activity; RNA polymerase II cis-regulatory region sequence-specific DNA binding. The record is from RefSeq and is a predicted model, not a curated record. The annotation marks the transcript as partial. Gene Ontology annotation, biological process: negative regulation of dendrite development; regulation of transcription by RNA polymerase II. NCBI's taxonomy places the organism in Eukaryota, Metazoa, Chordata, Chondrichthyes, Orectolobiformes, Rhincodontidae.